CAAAUGAGAAUUGAAACAAAAUAUAAACAAAAUAUAAACGCAGAAAAGGUAUCUUUUUUAAUAAAAAUUCGAUUGAAUUCGAAAGUUUUCAAGUUUGGAUAUGACAAUGAACCAUUUAAAAUGGAUGGGGCAUUCGGCCACCAUACUGGAUAUCCAUAAAAAUUUAAGGGACGAUCUACAAAGUUGUGAAGUUACAUUGGCUGGAAAGGGAGGCCAUUCUGUUAAGGCUCAUCGCUUCGUACUAUGUUCAUGCAGUGAUUUGUUGAGAAGUCUACUUUGCGACAUACCUCUGCAACAGGAAUGUUGUGUAAUUUUGCCGGAUAUAAAGGGUUAUCUAUUGGAUAAUGUUCUUUCAUUUAUCUAUUUGGGUGAGUGCUCGCUCUCUUCCUCAAAUUUGUCCGAAUUUCUGGAAGCUAUAAACAUUUUGGGCAUAAAGAGCGCAAUAAGCUUCGAAUGCAAUACCAAUGCUAUGCAGGCUGCUCAGAAUGCCCAGAGUCAGAAUCAUAACAAUGGCCCCACAAUAUCGGCAACCAACCCUUCAAAUGUUGUUGGAGUGGGCAGAAAUGUCAGCACAAGAACCUCCGACCACGGAACUACCACCCUACACCACGAAGAAGAACUCAUUGAGACGCAGACCAUUUUGCAUGCUGACGCUCAGACAACUACAUCCAAUACGAACAAUAUAACAUCCACAACAGCUGAAAAUCGAGAAUUGGAAUUUCUAGACGUCUAUCACCAUGAUCCUCAGCACAAGAUAACGUAUUCAAUAGAGCACGUUCCUGGUUCCACAAGCGGUAAUGAAUUUAUUUUGACCGAAAAUUCGGGUAGAUUUACUUUGACUCAUAAUCAUAAGUUAGAAACGGCGUCAAGUGCCGAAUCUACUAACAUGGAGGUUACAGAGGAAGACGCAUGCGAAUCACACAUAAUUGAAGAAUAUAGCAGUGGUGAUGAGCCUCCUUUAAUCCACAUCAGUAGUGGAGAAGCACCUUCAGUAUCAACAGCAAAUGUUAUGGCCGCAACUCAGGCAGUAAACACACCUUCAAAUGCAAUUUUAGAAUUAAAACCAAAAACUAAGGCGAUAAAACUUAAAACCAAUGGUCCCCCAACUGUCAUACCGAAAUUAGAGCCUGUGAACGACAUGGAUUCCGUAGUGCAGCACAUUGAAGAAAAUAUAUCUAUGCUGCAUUCUGACCAAGAUGGCAGUUAUACUUUGCUUAAGGAUAACUCUGCCAACGAUUCAUUCGUUUCCGGCAAUACAACAAAUGAAUCGGAUUUCUCCUUGAAUUCUUCGAAUUUGACUGCCGCCGACUUAGCUUACCAAGCUAUGGCAAAUGAGGGAAUGUCAUUACCAAAGGCAGCAGUAAAAUAUAAUGUCUCAAAAUCUGAAUUAUGGAAACGAGUUCGCAGCACUGGAGUAGAAAACUUACAGAAAACGCCUAAAAUGGACCCAGAGAAAUUGGAUGUCAUCGAAUUAGCCAGCCAAGCUGUCAUAAGUGAAGGCCUCUCAUUACAAAAGGCUGCAGUUCGCUACGAUAUAUCCAAAACAGUGCUAUGGCGCAGAGUACGCAAACAUCCGCAGUAUAUGAAAACAGCCCGGGAGAAUCCCAUUAUAUCUAAAGCUUAUGAACGCCUUAAAACAGGCGAGUCCCUUAAAAGUAUAUCGCAGGAUCUCGAUAUACCUAUGUCCACGCUCCAUCGCCACAAGGUACGACUGUCCAAUUCAGGGCAGUUACCGGACUUUGUCAGUUGCAGAAAGCGUGACAGCGUAUCCAAAGAUGAUCUAAAGGCCAAACUUGCUAAGGCAGUACAUGCUUGCGUACAUGAGGGAAUGUCACAAAAUCACGCCGCUAAUUUGUUUGAAAUUUCUAAAAGCACUCUGUGGCGCCAUCUUCAACGACGUGUGGCCGAAGCCGAAGCAGCAGAAACAUUAGAGGGUGCUAUUGAAGAAUCGAUGGAGGAGGGGGACGAUGAUAUAAAAGAGGAAGUCAUUUUAUCAUAAGCUGUAGUCAUUUAAAUUAUGAAGUUCUACAUCGUACUGCUUUAUUAGCAGACACUACCAUGUUUUUCUUUUGCCUAUUAUGUAUUUUGUAAAUAUAAAUAGAAUAAGCAUAUAAUACAUUAGCAAUACAAUUUUAAUAUUACACUUGCAU
Stomoxys calcitrans (stable fly) is the source of this 2150-nucleotide messenger RNA. RefSeq lists its product as uncharacterized. Bases 101 to 1999 code for a protein of 632 amino acids. Lineage: Eukaryota; Metazoa; Arthropoda; Insecta; Diptera; Muscidae. The transcript has a single exon. Gene Ontology annotation, cellular component: nucleus. Gene Ontology annotation, biological process: regulation of transcription by RNA polymerase II. The record is from RefSeq and is a predicted model, not a curated record. Gene Ontology annotation, molecular function: protein binding; DNA binding.